Molecule: messenger RNA, 2103 nt
Organism: Oldenlandia corymbosa var. corymbosa
Lineage: Eukaryota; Viridiplantae; Streptophyta; Magnoliopsida; Gentianales; Rubiaceae
Source: the annotation of a GenBank genome assembly
AUGGAGCUGGAGGAAGAGGAUGAUUGGAACUUGAGCGCGGAGGAAUUGGACUCUCUGGAGAAGCACGCCUUCCAACAGAUUGCCGAGCGGAAGUCCUCCUCCACUGCAGCAUCUUCAUCUUCGUCUUCUUCCACACUUCAUCCUCAUCAUCAAAAUCUGCUGCAGGCGAAUCGGAUUAAUCCUUCACCUCUUGGAGCCAAAAAAUUUCCACCCUCCUCUACGCUGUCAAAUAUGACUGCCGAUGAAUCGAAGCAACAGCUACCUAAAGUUUUUGUCAAAUUCUUCCUGCAUGCUAGUGGACACAUAGCUGCGAAAUUUCCAUAUGAUGCGUUACUUGUAAAAGCAUUCCACAAUAUCCCCAAAGCCACCUGGAAUGGAAAAGAAAGAUUGUGGAUGUUCCCCAUGUCAUCUCUUCCAUUAGCGGAGAAAGUUCUUAGCGAUGUAUCUGGCUCCAAUGUUGAGGUGGAAAAUUUGGAUCCUUUAGUAUACCGGGCUAUUGCUGCGGCAUUUGCAGUUCCAGAUCUUCGAGGUCGAUAUGAUUUAAUACCCCUGAAUAUUGAAUCAAGGCUCCUACCUUUCCAGCGGGAUGGAGUUAGAUUUGUGUUACAACAUGGAGGGCGUGCCCUCCUUGCUGAUGAGAUGGGGCUCGGGAAGACUCUUCAGGCUAUUGCUGUUGCCUCUUGCAUCCGUGAAGAAUGGCCUGUUCUUGUUCUCACUCCAUCAUCCUUGAGGCUUCACUGGGCUGCUAUGAUUCAAGAGUGGCUCAACAUACCCCCGUCGGAUAUAUGUGUGGUCUUGUCACAAUGUGGUGGAUCAAACAGGGGCGGAUUCAAUGUGUUGGCAUCAAAUUCUAAGAGAUCCAUCCAACUUGAUGGUGUAUUUAACAUCAUUUCUUAUGAUGUUGUUCCCAAGUUUCAAGGUGUAUUGAUGAGUUCCGAAUUUAAGGUGGUUGUUGCAGAUGAAUCGCAUUUUUUAAAAAAUGCUCAAGCUAAAAGGACAAAUGCCACAAUUCCUAUAUUGCAGAAAGCUCAAUAUGUGAUCUUGCUUAGUGGAACUCCAGCUUUAUCACGGCCCAUUGAGUUAUUCAAACAGCUCGAAGCCUUGUAUCCGGGUGUAUAUAAGAGUGUCCAUGAUUAUGGUAAUCGCUACUGCAAGGGAGGUGUUUUUGGAGUCUAUCAGGGUGCUAGUAACCAUGAGGAGCUACACAAUUUGAUGAAAUCAACUGUGAUGAUUCGGAGACUUAAAAAAGAUGUCCUUUCUGAGCUUCCUGUAAAGCGGCGCCAACAGGUUUUCUUGGAACUAGGAGAGAAAGAGAUGAGACAAGUUAAUGCCCUAUUUCGUGAGUUGGAGGUGAUUAAGAGCAAAAUUAAGGCAUGCAAAUCUAAAGAAGAAGCUGAAUCACUUAAGUUUUCAGAGAAGAAUCUCAUUAAUAAGAUAUAUACUGAAUCUGCGGAAGCCAAGAUUCCUGCCGUUCUGGAGUAUUUGGGAACUGUCAUUGAGGCAGAUUGCAAAUUUCUCAUAUUUGCACACCAUCAACCCGUGAUUUCUGCGAUACACGAGUACCUUCUUAAGAAAAAAAUCGGUUGCAUCCGUAUUGAUGGUGGGACUCCUGCUGCGUCAAGGCAAGCUUUAGUAACAGACUUCCAGGAGAAAAGCUCUAUAAGGGCAGCUGUGUUAUCUAUUAAAGCUGGUGGGGUUGGGUUAACCUUGACAGCGGCUAGCACAGUGAUAUUUGCCGAGUUGGCUUGGACACCAGGUGACCUUAUUCAGGCCGAAGACCGUGCUCAUAGAAUUGGCCAGGUAUCGUCUGUCAACAUAUACUAUCUUCUUGCAAACGACACGGUUGAUGAUAUAAUCUGGGAUGUUGUCCAAAGCAAAUUGGAGAAUCUAGGACAGAUGCUUGAUGGCCAAGAGAACACCCUGGAAGUUUCAGAUGAUCAGAAAUACAAUAGUCCUACAAAACAGAGGACGCUUGUUUCAGGUGAUAAAAAAUACAACAGUCCUACCAAACAGAGAACGCUUGAUUCCUUCAUGAAGCGUUGCAGCAACAGUCCCUCCUCGGGUGAGGAGGAACCAACACUCAAACACGCCAAGUAUUACUAA